Nymphalis io (European peacock) is the source of this 1638-nucleotide messenger RNA. RefSeq names its product tRNA (guanine(10)-N2)-methyltransferase homolog. The record is from RefSeq and is a predicted model, not a curated record. Gene Ontology annotation, biological process: methylation. Gene Ontology annotation, cellular component: cytoplasm. The coding region runs from base 135 to 1601 and encodes 488 amino acids. Gene Ontology annotation, molecular function: nucleic acid binding. The transcript is spliced from 9 exons. Lineage: Eukaryota; Metazoa; Arthropoda; Insecta; Lepidoptera; Nymphalidae.
UAAACAAAUAAGUGAGGUUAUUUGAAUACGAUCUUAACUAAAAUUUCAAAUGAUUACUAAAAUAUUUAACAAAAACAGCAGAAAGGAAUGACCGUCUAGUGAAUUUACAUCAGUAAUUAUAGAUUUAUUUCAGAAUGUGGCGUCGAUAUUUAAUGUGGUUUGCACAUGAACACGUAGACUUUCGUUAUGCUGAAAUGCAAAGCAUACUUUCCAUGCUCAAUAUACAGAUAAAAUUUGUAGAGAAACCAUGUGUAAAUAAGCCUUAUUGGAUAGUUGAGUUUCCUACUGAAGAUUGCAUCAAAAAGGUCGCUUCCCGUUCAGUUUUACUUAAGAAUUGUAUAGAACUAUGGUCUAGAGCUACAACAGCGGAUCGUUUACAUAGAAACUUGAAAAAUGCACUCACAAACUCAAGUGGAAAGUGGAUUAUACCUGAUACGUCAAUAGAGCAUAUAAGUGAUACACAUGUUUGCCCAAAGGAGCUUCUACAAGCAUGUAGUGAUAAACAAAAGUCUUUCAAAGUUGAAGUAGAGACAUUCUGUAAACAUUUUACAAUGAAAGAAAAGGUCGACAAAAUUGAGAAUUUCAGCUACUUGCCUUUACGUGGUCCGGUAAAGUUAAAGAAUCCAGAUAUAACAUUGGCCUACCUUGAAUUCUAUGGUGUUGAUCCCAAUAACGUUCCUGAUCAGCCACAUGAUUUAUUUUUCGGUAAAUGGAUUGCUGAUGGUCAACGUGAGCUCAUCCAAACGCACUCUCUAAAGAAACGACAGUUUAUCGGCAAUACAAGCAUGGAUGCUCAAUUGUCGCUCAUAAUGGCAAACCAAGCUCAAGUAAAUACUGGACUAAUAAUAUUAGACCCAUUUGUAGGAUCCGGUUCCCUAUGUAUAGCUGCAGCGCAUUUUGGAGCAUAUGUUUGGGGGUCGGACAUCGAUUUUAUGAUGCUGCAUGCGAAAUCCAGGCCUACACGCGUCGGACAAAAGGUUCGUACAGAAGAAGAAAGUAUUAAGAGUAACAUGAAGCACUACGGGACCGAUUCGAGGUAUUUAGACGUCGUUGUGAGUGAUUUCUCAUUGCCUAAUUGGAGGGGAGACUUGAAGUUCGAUGCUAUUAUAACUGAUCCCCCUUACGGUGUUCGAGAGCCAACGGAGAGAAUAGGUAUAGACAGAGAAAACUAUGAGCUAUCCGAGGAACACCUUGUUAACCAUAUACCGUCUAAGGUGGAUUAUGGUCUUCCACACUUAUACAGCGACUUGCUGAACUUCGCUGCGAAGCAUCUCGAGAUUGGAAGACGGCUGGUGUGCUGGUAUCCUUUAGUGAGAGAAGAAUACAAAGAAGACGAGUUACCAUCGCAUCCCUGUCUGAAGUUAAUUGCGAACUCCGAGCAGGUCUUGUCUAAACUAACAGCCCGCAGACUGCUCACGUAUGAGAAAGUUAGCGACGAUGUUCCCAACAUGCCCGUUGACCCACACGCCGGAACGCAUAGUUUUAGGGAGAAAUACUUCACAAUGGGUGAAACAACGAGAAGGGAAAGAAAAGAAAAAAAAGCUGAAGAUAUGGCGGCGUACGGGCUGAGACAAUUUCAAAAUAUUAUUAAUGAUGUAUAAAAAUACGAAUUACAUUUAUUAUUGACAAAUAUUAUAA